UGAAUGUACUGUAUUUUAAAAGGAUCACACGAGUGGUUAAAUUUAGACACAUGAGAUAAAGACUAAAAGAUGCGGUUAACGCUAACUUGAUUAUUUCCUCUCGAUGCGGGUAACGCUUGAAAGCUGGGCUAAAGUUUUGUUUCAGAAGUGUGAGGAAAUCCAGCCUACAUCAUGUUUAUGAUCAAACGCUUUAGCAUGAGAGUCAUCCAGUUUCAGUUCUAUCUUCUCAUAUGGUCUCAAACUGCAGAGACUAUUACAGAUCGACUAACAGAUUUGGGACAGAAUGUGACUAUAAACUGUGAUCUACAUGAGGAGGAGGUUUAUUGGUUUUUACUAAAACUAACAGGUCCACCAGUGAUGAUAUUACGCACGUUUUCAUCACCUUUUUAUUACAAUGAAAGAUUCACAAACAAAUAUUCAGUGGAAUCUAAACAUCAUCUGUCUAUAAAUAAUGUCACUCAUGAUGAGUUAGGAGUUUAUUACUGUAUGAGCCCAGAAACAACAAGCAAAGAAUUAAGCAAUGGAACCAGAUUACACAUCAAUGAUACUAUUUCUUGGAAAAAUGUUGACGGUAAGAAACAGACACAGUGGCUGGUUAUCAUGUCUGCUCUGAUGAAUGGUGUUCUGCUCAUUGUGGUUAUAGGCCUAUUAAAGGUGUUUGUGUGUGGAAGUAGGGGAACCAGGCAAAACUCAAAAACAAGUUCAGACAACUUACAACAGCCACAAGAUUCAGACCAAACACAGUACGCUGAGGUGCAUCUUCCCACACAACCCAGUUGUCCCACACCAUGCAAGCCCAUCCAUUUCAACAGCACCUAUGCACUUGUACAGCUGCCCAAGUCACAAAACUGUUAAUAUCUGUUUUAUUCAUUAGGUAUUGUAUAAUUUUAUGUCUGUAGAUCUCUCCUUAAAGUCUAUCUUACCAGAUCUGUUUAUUUUAUAUAUUUUUAAUUAUUUUAUGUAAUAUGCAAGUGA
This is a messenger RNA of Triplophysa rosa, 975 nucleotides long. RefSeq lists its product as uncharacterized. The transcript is spliced from 5 exons. NCBI's taxonomy places the organism in Eukaryota, Metazoa, Chordata, Actinopteri, Cypriniformes, Nemacheilidae. Bases 172 to 855 code for a protein of 227 amino acids. The record is from RefSeq and is a predicted model, not a curated record.